AUGGCUAUGGACGAUGCCACGUUCAAGGUAUUUGUUGACCGACUGACGAUCACUGGGGACUAUGUCGCCCCUUCCUGGAGCUGGGCUAGCGGCAGGGGCGGAGUGUCUUUCAACUGCCCAGAGUCUGAUGAGAACAGAAGAAAGGCCACGCAUUGGCGUCAGGAAUGUUUGCAUAUCGAGCCAAGGGUCACGCUGAAAGGGGCCGACCCAUACGGUCAACUCAAACAUGCGUCGCUCGUAAUCGAAUCGCGGAUCCGGCCACUGGCGCAGUAUAGGCACAAGCUGGGUUCGUGGGGGAACCCGGGCUACGUCGGGAGCGAAGAAGAGCCCGUGGCAAAGGUGCACGUCGACUGGGCUGCGCACACGGACGGGCCGCCGGAGGACCUGCAGAUGCUCCUGCUAGGAAGCGCGGAAUUGGACGAGGCCUGCCCGGGCGCUGCCUCUCAACCACAGCCUUGGGGAGACAGAGACGGCGUGCAAGUAAGGAGGCAAAGGUUGGCCUACGGUCUGCUCGUCUGGCCCGUACCCGGCACCGAUGUCUUCCUCCGGGUGGGAAUAGUUCAUUCGAUACCGAAUAGACACGGAGGGGGGCUUUCGUUCUUCGAGGGUUGGGGAGAGCGGACAGUUACACUCAUCUGA
Messenger RNA from Anthostomella pinea, 639 nucleotides. The record is from the annotation of a GenBank genome assembly. Lineage: Eukaryota; Fungi; Ascomycota; Sordariomycetes; Xylariales; Xylariaceae.